UCCGUAGAAAUGGAUACGCCCAGAGUGACCAGGAGCAAAAGUAAACAGCAAACCCUCGGCCCCGCGGCCUCGCGAGUGAGCAGACAGGAAACGUCCGGCUCAGGUGUCUCUCCGAAGGAUCCCCCGAAAACGAAGACGGCCGGCCGGCAGAGGAGACCUGCGGGCCCGGGAGCCGUCGAGACGCCCCAGGAGGGAGAGGCGUCGGAGGCAGAGUCAAACUGUUCCUCCGCGUCUGGGUUUCAGGGGACCACCACGGUCAGGGUAACGAGGAGGCGGCUGAUCGUCAUCACCCAGCAGCCCGAAGCCCGACCCCGGAGUCGACGCAAGACGAUCUCUCAGAGCGAGUCCGUCAAGUCCCGUGAAGACGAAGUGUCCGAAGCCGAGUCCUGCGCUUCUAGGGGUCGGGGGAGGACCAGGCCGAGCCGGGCUAAAUGGUUACCAGAUCCAGCCUGCGAGGCCCGUGCGGAAGAAGUUUCCGACGCCGAAUCGUGGUGCUCGGGCAUCUCGUCUUGGAGAACGGAGAGACUGUUGAGGAGCAGCCGGAGGAAGCUUCAGAAAGAAACCGGGAAAGAGGGGGAGCACGCGGGCGGAGAGCGGGCUGGAAACGCCGAUCUUGUCGAGCCAGCCGCCGCCUGCGGAUUCCCCGACCUUCUGAAACUGGAGGAUUCGGAGGUAGAAGCCGCUUCGACCUUACCCGAAAAACCCGCCUCUCCAAGCCGCAAACCUGAGCGGCCUCAGAAUGAAACCCGGCGCAACUCCAACGAUGAAAUCCUGAGCGAAGCUAUCGCACAGUUUUUAACCAGGGCAAGAGGGGAAAACUCAACUAGCGCGUCCCCGUGUAAGGAAGCAGCAGUGGAGACGUCCCCUAGGGUUUUAGAACAGGCAGAUGAAGAUUCUGGCUUAAAGGAGAAAGAAAAAGAAUUCCAGUUGAAACUCUCUCAAUCUAAACAGAGUAGCCCAAGAAAGUCGUUCACUCCCCCAAAGCAGUCAACCCCGGACAAAAAUCAAACCGUUUCAGAGCCCCAGAGGGCUGACGAUGGAGUAAUGAAGAACUCUUCAACUAAUGAAUUUGACUUUGUGGAAGUGGACACGCAGCCUAAAAAGACAGACAGCCCAAAGAUAACGACAUGCAGCCCUCCCAUUACCUGUGGAGGUGGGAAAAUGAGUGUCAUUAACCAAACCCCUAGUAACCAAAACCAGGAAAUGGAAAGUUUAGAGAGUGAUACCAAUCUACGCUCGCCUGGGUUUAGCCCAACUCAGGAUAAGCGUGAUUCUCUCCGGUUAGUCCUUGACAGCGAUGACAACCGGGAAUGUGAAGACAGCGAGGCUGAAGGAGAUACGUUGUGUUUUGUUGAAAGUCACAAACAGCCACCGUCCUUGGACAAAGAUUCGGAAGGUAGUACUUCUCGCACAGAUGCUCUCUUUGUCAUCGAUACCACUCCUGGGUUGCACGCCGAUCAGAAAUACUACCUAGAUGAAGAGAGCGAAAGUGAGGUUGAAAUAGAGGAGGAGGCGAAAGAGGAGGAGGAAGAGGAGGCGAAAGAGGAGGAGGAGGAGGAAGUGGUGGAAGAAGAGGAGGAGGAAGAGGAGGAGGAACCAUCAGAUCAUGAAGAAGCGGAAGAUGACUUUGUAGAUGAAGAUGAAAGUGUAUUUAAAGAUACAAAGAUGAGCCUGUUGAAGCUGUCUAGCAGUUCUAUAGACCCCGGUCUAAGUAUCAAACAACUCGGCGGCUUGUAUAUCAAUCUUGAUGCAGACAAAGCCGUGACCAGCAAAAACACUCUUACACAGAUUAAGGAGAAAAAGAAGAAAGAGCUCUUGCAGAAAUGUAUUGUGAGCCCUGAUUUUGAAAAAAAAGACUGUAUCCCACCGUACAAGGAGUCAAAGAAUCAACUGAAGAAAAAACGCAGACAAGAACGAGAAAAAACAACAGGAGACGGCUGGUUUGGAAUGAAAGCCCCCGAGCUGACAACCGAAUUGAAAAACGAUCUGCAAGCCCUGAAGCUGAGAGGGAGCAUGGACCCUAAACGCUUUUACAAGAAGAACGAUAGAGAUGGCUUCCCCAAGUACUUCCAGGUUGGUACUGUGGUCGAUAAUCCAGUUGACUUCUAUCACGCACGGAUUCCGAAGAAGCAAAGGAAGAGAACAAUUGUGGAAGAAUUGCUGGCUGAUUCUGAGUUCAGAAGUUACAACAAAAAGAAGUACCAAGAGAUCAUGAUCGAAAGGGCGGCUGAUGCAGCGGGCAAGAAGAAUAAGAAGAAAAGGAAAUUUCGCAAUUAAGACUGGCACAAGAUACCCAACCCUUCGCUUCAUCUUUUCGGAACUGUUCAUUCAAGUCGAAUGAAGACUAAAAAUAGCAUAUUAAUUUGGAAUAGGGCUGGCCCCAUUUUUGCCUCGUGUUUGCCUUCAAAGAAAGGUGAUUUGAGAGAGAAUGAGAUUUUUCUCUCUAGGCUACUUUGGCCCUGUCGGGUGGACGAGAUCACGUGAAAGAAGGGGGAAGAAGAUUGGGGGGGUCCGGGCAAGAAAAAUGAUAUUAACAUGUUACGCAAAAAAGGAUAUGGGGGACUUUUCUAUAUAAAUUAUAACUAGCCUAGACUCUAUAAAAAAUAAUCAAUUGCUACAAAAUUUAAA
Messenger RNA from Tachyglossus aculeatus (Australian echidna), 2628 nucleotides. RefSeq names its product deoxynucleotidyltransferase terminal interacting protein 2 (gene DNTTIP2). Bases 10 to 2277 code for a protein of 755 amino acids. Gene Ontology annotation, cellular component: nucleolus. The record is from RefSeq and is a predicted model, not a curated record. Gene Ontology annotation, biological process: RNA processing. The transcript is spliced from 6 exons. NCBI's taxonomy places the organism in Eukaryota, Metazoa, Chordata, Mammalia, Monotremata, Tachyglossidae. Gene Ontology annotation, molecular function: RNA binding.